Belonocnema kinseyi is the source of this 1519-nucleotide messenger RNA. Its product is annotated as dendritic arbor reduction protein 1-like. The record is from RefSeq and is a predicted model, not a curated record. Lineage: Eukaryota; Metazoa; Arthropoda; Insecta; Hymenoptera; Cynipidae. Gene Ontology annotation, molecular function: RNA polymerase II cis-regulatory region sequence-specific DNA binding; DNA-binding transcription factor activity, RNA polymerase II-specific. Gene Ontology annotation, biological process: regulation of transcription by RNA polymerase II. The transcript has 4 exons. Bases 1 to 1479 code for a protein of 492 amino acids.
AUGAUUCGAACGGGUCCCACUCUCGGAAGAGGAUCAAUCUGGGAGCAGCCGGAGGGGCCGGAACAGUCGGACUAUCCGGAAGAGACGGAACGGUUUUACGACUCGCCACCGCCCCCCCGCCGGAUGGACGUGAGCGUGUGCUGUUUGCCCACUGCCGGCUCGGGGGCCCAGCAUCCUCCUCAUCCAGUGAGUUUGCCCUCCGGAGGGCAACCUACGAUUCAGACUCCUUAUCAAUAUGCCGAUCAAAUAGUUCCCGAAAGAGGCCAUCCCGACGGCCUCACCGUCCUCGCCGCCGGCCAGGAUACCUGGCAGCAGGUCUCCUCGACGUCGACGGUUCCCAAUGCUACGUCCACGACGACGACGACAACCACCACCACCUAUAUCGAUUACUCAUGGCUGCAGAUGCAGACAUCGGAUCUGGACACCUUAUUGUGUAGACAAGAUCUCGAUAGACUGCAGAAGCUCGAUGAUGACGAGAAGGAAAGGGACCCUUCGGUCCACAUGGACGACUUUUUUGAGGUCGGAAAUCCGGCCUGCCGACCUCAGGCAAGUUUUGUCUCCCCCAGGAGUAGUCAAUCAACAGGUAGUGCUGGUGGUGACGAUGACGUCUUCCUCAGGCCACCCCUUUGGGAGGACAUCACCUCCAGCAUCCAGAAGUUGGACCCCGAGAAUGCGGAUAUGCUAGCCUCCCAAUCGCACGUCAAACUGGAAACGGAAGACGUGAUCUCACCUGUUUUAUCCCCCGUGGAAAUCAAAACUGAACCACUACCUUCGAACCCCACACUGCAUUUGCUAGAGGGGCCUACGAGUAAUCCGAAUUUUGGAAGCAGGCAUUCUGCAAGUGGGCAGCCUGUGUCUCUACACCACAGGACAACGGCGUUCAAAAUAUUUCCGACGAGCAUUAGCACAAACAAUAAUAAUGAGUCGGCGACGAACCAUCAUCAUCAACAGCAACAACCAACUCAUCAAGGAAAUGCAAAUGCAACGUCACCAGCGUUGUACGGUUCGAUGACAAGGUUGAUGUAUGUGUCCCCUUUGACGCCGCCUAUUUCGGAUCCUGGGUCGCCUCUUGGGGGACCUCCGAGGCGGACACCUCCACCACCCUACCCCCAACCCAAUAUUAUCAACCCACCUCAUAGAAUGCAGCCGCAAUCUCUAACCAAAUUCAACAGGAGAAACAAUCCUGAGUUGGAGAAACGAAGAGUGCACCAUUGCGAUUUCAUGGGUUGCACGAAAGUCUACACAAAAAGUUCACACCUAAAGGCACACCAGAGAAUACACACCGGAGAGAAGCCAUACCAGUGCCAAUGGCCCGAAUGUGAAUGGAGAUUUGCGCGAAGCGAUGAAUUGACCCGACAUUAUCGGAAACACACGGGCGCAAAACCGUUCAAAUGUGCAGUGUGUGAGCGAUCAUUCGCGCGAAGCGAUCAUCUCGCACUUCACAUGAAACGACAUUUACCCAAGCAACACGCGAAGUGAGAUUCUGCGUGGACCAAUCCUGGGUACCUUAAAAAAUCGU